Messenger RNA from Lactuca saligna, 432 nucleotides. Lineage: Eukaryota; Viridiplantae; Streptophyta; Magnoliopsida; Asterales; Asteraceae. The record is from the annotation of a GenBank genome assembly.
AUGGAAGAAGUCCUUGAUGGGAAGAAUCAUGGUGAAGAGGCGUCGAUAAUGGAAGAAGGGAGGAAAAAAUUUGGUGAAGACUGCGUACAUCCGGGAAAAGUAGGGAAUUGUUUCAGUCAGCUUCUUUUUACCAUGGAUCGAAACAGACAAUUUCUUAGGACCCAACCAGACAAUUGGAUUGGGUCAGACGAGAUUAGCCCUUUACCAAACAGGAUGGUCGGACCGACUUCAUGUCGUCGUUGUUGCCUCUUCCUAUGUCCGACAUCCCCUUCCUCUGCGUAUUUCCUCCGCUCUCUGCCUCCCUCGUCGGCUCCUCCGUCAUAUGCGGCUGAUCAGCUUUGUCCCUCAGUCCUCUCAUCUCGAUCUUCGUCUCCAAAACCGUCGUUCUUGAUGGCACUGGUGCUCUUGGAGAUAUUGAUAUAUGAUGCUUGA